This is a messenger RNA of Kwoniella shivajii, 726 nucleotides long. RefSeq lists its product as uncharacterized. Bases 1 to 726 code for a protein of 241 amino acids. The record is from RefSeq and is a predicted model, not a curated record. Gene Ontology annotation, molecular function: protein binding. Lineage: Eukaryota; Fungi; Basidiomycota; Tremellomycetes; Tremellales; Cryptococcaceae. The transcript has 2 exons.
AUGUUGACUGCCUAUACCGAUAACGACGGGAAAGAAUAUAAGUAUUAUGACGAAUACAAAGAUGAAAGCGGUGAUCUCGUCAUCAUUACUUCUGAUGAUCUCGCCAUUAAAGUCCAAAAAAGUCUCCUGGAACACUCGAGUCCCGUCUUUCGUUCCAUGUUCUCUACUUGCAAAUCCGAUGACAACGUCAUUCAUCUUGAUCAUCCAGCUGCCGCAUUAGCCCUCUAUCUCACUGCUCUUGGUGAUCGCCCGCUGGACUACCUCAAUAAUGAAUACGACACAUUCGCCGAGGCAAUCGAGCUCUGUUUCCUUUACGACACACUUCAUACCGGUCCUAAGAUGCUGAAAACGCUCUCCCCCAUCGGAAAGCUUGGACACAAACAUGGUUAUUCCCUUUUCAAGUUUUCAGCAAGAUUCGACGACGUUUUGACAGCCUGCAGGAUCAUCCAAACGAUAGGCCUCUACCAAGAUACUCGUCUCAAUGGCGGGGAUGCUUUUUGGCGGCCGAACAACUGGGAACGGUCUUACAUGGACGUUCUACCAAGUUCAUGGGUUUGGGCUUACAUGCAAGCUCAUCAGCAGACUACAGCUCGCAUCAGAACAAGAGACUACUGGAAUGAUAUUGCAAUAAAGUUCUUGGAGUACUUACUUCCAGUAGGUGUUCUAACAUGGCAUGAAUUACAGACCUUCUACCGCGGCAAUCCUCUUGAAACAAAGCUGACGUGA